This is a messenger RNA of Drosophila biarmipes, 430 nucleotides long. RefSeq lists its product as uncharacterized. Lineage: Eukaryota; Metazoa; Arthropoda; Insecta; Diptera; Drosophilidae. The transcript has a single exon. Bases 1 to 210 code for a protein of 69 amino acids. The record is from RefSeq and is a predicted model, not a curated record.
AUGGUCUACACUGAACGUACCGACAAGUGCCUGAGCAGCAACACCAAGGACAGCAAAUCCUCGAAGGAUCAGGGCCAUUCCAAAACGAAUAGUGGCUCGGCAUCAGGAUCGGGAUCCUGGAGCAGUCAAGCCUCGAGUGCCGAAAAGUGGAAGUACAACAACAUGGUGAAAAACGAUCGCCAGCAGUUCAAUGGUAUGCAUUUCUCCUGAAACGGAGGGAUAAUACCUAUUGAAAUGCACCCAUAGAAAAAUGGGGACCUGGGGAGCCGAUUGUUGUUGUUAUUUGCUUUGGCAUGAUAGGGUUCGCUUAAGCUAGUUUUGUAAGCUGUUCUAUAGACUUAGGUAUUCCCAUGUGGUGCAGAAAAAGAAAAAAUUAUUAUUCUCAUUGGUAGAAAAAAUUAAAUCAGACCAGAGAUGCGCAAAAAACAAA